Molecule: messenger RNA, 1239 nt
Organism: Neolamprologus brichardi
Lineage: Eukaryota; Metazoa; Chordata; Actinopteri; Cichliformes; Cichlidae
Gene: ucmab
Product: upper zone of growth plate and cartilage matrix associated b
Biological process (GO): regulation of osteoblast differentiation; embryonic skeletal system development
Cellular component (GO): extracellular matrix
Source: RefSeq, a predicted model, not a curated record
GCAGUCGAUAUCGCCCCGGGCGCCUCAUCCCACCUCGCACAUACGUCUUACUCCCCUCUCUCCCUCCUGCUCUUCUUCAUCACUCACAUCUCUCAGUAUUUCAGAGUUUAAAAGAUGUCCUGGACGUAUGCAACCCUCUUGGCUCUCCUCACUGUGCUUUUUGCACUUUCAUGGUCUCCAGAGGCCAGCUCUGCAGCUGUGCCCGGUAGCACAGGCAGCACUAAAGAUCCUCAAGGUCCACUGAAAAGGGUCUUCAUGAAGCAGGCCGAUGCCUCAAACUUCUUCAGAAGACGCAGCAGACGUGGUGUGAAGUCCCAGGAUGAGCUGGACGCUGAGCAGAGACAGAUUUUGGCUGCAGAUGAGCGGAAGAGAGAGUUUCACGAGGAGAAGCGGAACGAGUUUGAGAGCUAUGCUGAAGAGGAGCAUGACGAGCAAGACGAGAGGAGCAGAGAGAGCACCGAGCAGUGGAGGGAGUUCCACUAUGACGGGAUGCAUCCUGCCUACGAGUACAACCGUCACUCCACCUAAGAGUGAUAAGAGGAGACGUGCGACUGCUACAUAGCGAUGCUUUUCCACACAAAAUGUGACCGCUAACAUAGUAAAGGCAAUGACUAUGCAAUGUAUUUUUUCGAUUUUUAACUAGAUUAAUGAUUCAUAGAUUAAUCAUGUGGUGUAGAAAAUGUUAGAGAAGUGUUUAAAAACGGUCUGACAAAGUGGACAAUGAAAACCAGCAUAACAAGUUAACAUCAAUCAAAAUGAAGAGCUUUUGGAAACUUAUUUACCCCAAUUUCAUUAAAAAAAAAUUAUUUAUCCUCAUUUUAUUUACCCCCAAUUUACAGCUGAGAUCACCUAGAUCAGAGAUGUCCAACUCAUCUUGGGCCACAUACAGCCUACUUUCACCCUGAGUAGGCUGCACAAACUAAACUCCCUUUUCUGUCACUGUAAAAAAGUUUAACUACCAUUUAAUCCUCAAGAUUUCUUAACACAGGAAAGAAAGGCGUGUGAUCUCAACAGUGCAUCUUAGUUUUUCUACAUGAUAAAGACAUGUUCUUUUAGUAAACUAAAGAAAUCUGUCAUUGGGCUAAAAUUGUAAGAAAUAAAUAAAAUCCAGUUAAAAGUCCAAAUGUUUAUGCUUUACUUCGCAUUUCCCAAACCUGUCCCGUGGGCCACACUCCUACAGCCCUAUUCUGGCCCCUGUGCCUUAUGUUUGACACCCCUGUUCUACAUAAAUAAAAUAAA